Messenger RNA from Clupea harengus (Atlantic herring), 1332 nucleotides. RefSeq names its product R3H domain and coiled-coil containing 1-like (gene r3hcc1l). The record is from RefSeq and is a predicted model, not a curated record. NCBI's taxonomy places the organism in Eukaryota, Metazoa, Chordata, Actinopteri, Clupeiformes, Clupeidae.
UUGAUGACGUAUGAACAGAAUUCUGUUUCCAAACCAAACAUCCGGCUGUGUAUGUCAGCCCUGAAACGAGUCUCUCUGUAAAUAAUCAUUCAUUUUUCUGUGUUCACCGUUGCGUAGCCGAAAUCUACUUAAAGCAGGUAACUUCGCUGGCUAUGGCUGAUCACCAGCAGGAACAGCAAGGAGACUGUAAACCUUCAGGGCCACCACGCCCCACCAAAAAGCCAGACCAGGUUCUCUAUGUCCCCAAAGGGCAGAAGGAGGGUGGUGGGCAGGAGGGGGAUGCUCAGGUGCCCAACCCCAACUCCAAGAAGCCCCAUACAGACAAGAAGGGUAAGCCCAGGCCUCGGUACACAGACAAGGCCUGGAAGAAUAAUGCCAAGAACAAGAAAGACAAAAGCGGAGGCAAACCAAAGAUGGACGAGUCACCCCUAGGUCACGGAGACUCAGGUGUGGCUGUCGCGAACGGAGACGGUAACGGUAGUGAGAAAGAACGAGUGAACGUGGAAGAAGAGGGAAAGGAGCCGCAGCAGACGACGGGGGAGCAGAGCGACUCACAGACGGCUUCAAGUGAGAGCAGUCAUGGUGGAAUCCCCAGUGACAUCGCUGGGCUGUCCGACCGGUUGACGAUCUCUGACCCCAAAGCUUCAGACGAGGACCAGGAGGAGGAGAAGGAUGAAGAGCAGGACAGCUGGGACACUCUGUUCAAUGACGACGGGGAAUCCCUGGAUCCUCAUCUGCUAGAGGAGGUUGCUGAGAAGUCGGGGCGUAAGAAAAAGUCCAUGCAAGAGCCGCAGGUCAACUCCUAUAACUGGACGCCAGAGAGCGAAGACAUCGAGCUCAGGGACGAUGAGCUCUCGAACAUAGUAGAGAUCUUCGACUUUCCGACCGAAUUCAAAACCGAGGACCUGAUCCUCGCUUUCCACUCCUACCAACAGAAGGGGUUUGACGUUCAGUGGGUGGAUGACAAGCAUGCUUUGGGCCUCUUCUCCAGUCCCAUAGCAGCUCGGGAUGCCCUUUCGACGCCACACCCGCUGCUGAAGGUGAGGCCCCUCUCCAAAGCCUCAGCCGCCACCAAAGCCAAAGCCCGCAGCUGCUCAGACUACCUCCUGCCUGCUAAGGAGCGCCCCGCGACGAGCGCCGUCCUGGCGCGGAGGUUGGUGAUGGGGGCGCUGGGCGUGAAAAGCCCCCAGAGCAAAGAGGACCGCGAGGCUGAGAGGAAGAAGCUGACGGUUGCCAGAGACCAAAAGCGUUUAGCGGCAAAACAGAGGGAGGACGCCUGGGAAGGGAAGUGACGUGAUGUGACAUGGUCGGAGUCCCCAGCUCUCUCUCUCU